Messenger RNA from Gossypium raimondii (Peruvian cotton), 679 nucleotides. RefSeq lists its product as uncharacterized. The transcript has 2 exons. Lineage: Eukaryota; Viridiplantae; Streptophyta; Magnoliopsida; Malvales; Malvaceae. The record is from RefSeq and is a predicted model, not a curated record. Bases 11 to 355 code for a protein of 114 amino acids.
UCGAAAAGCCAUGGCAGAUAAGAAAAAGAAGGUGAAAAAUGGAUGUAUAGGCUCCAUUUUCAUGCACGCCGAUGGUGUAGAUGUGGUUGAUGGGUGCAGGCUUCAUUGGUGGUGUUGCAGAUGGCAGUGUAGCACCAUUGAUAAUAUAUUUGAUUGGCCGAAUGUUUUACAAUAUUGGUUUGGUGGGGCUAGUUCAGCUUCAGCUGCUGGUAUGCUCACCCACAACGUUCACCAGGUUGAUCUAUAUUUGGUUUUGACUGCCUGUGGGAGGUGGGUUGGUUCUCUCCUAGGUGAUUUUAAAGUUCAUAUAUCCAAGCCCCAACGCUUGUUUCUUUACUUGGGUGAUUCUAAGUAAAGAGAUUAAAAUCCUUGUAUUAUUUCUUUCCAUUUUUUAAUUUUCAGACGGAUUUUGUUGGACAAGAACAGGUGACAGACAAGCCACAAGAAUGAGGACAAGGUAUUUGAAAGCUGUUCUAAGACAAGAAGUAGGCUACUUUGAUUUGAAUAUGACAAACACAGCUGAAGUAGUCACAGGCAUUGCCAAUGACUGUUUCACUAUUCAAGAAGUUAUAAGUGAGAAGGUUGUAAAUGCUUCUAACAUAUAUCUAUAUAUUUGUGUAUAGAAGGUUGCUUUGAUUGACCUUUUUUGUUAUGUCAGGUCCCGACUUUAAUAACAAGA